Molecule: messenger RNA, 938 nt
Organism: Uranotaenia lowii
Lineage: Eukaryota; Metazoa; Arthropoda; Insecta; Diptera; Culicidae
Product: antigen 5 like allergen Cul n 1-like
Exons: 3
Coding region: 17-787 (256 amino acids)
Source: RefSeq, a predicted model, not a curated record
UCAGUGUCACAUCAUCAUGGAUCAAAUAUUUCAAUUCCUUUUGCUCUGCCUUGUCGCCUCGCAAGUAUCUCCAAACCCGGAGGUUGAUUACUGCUCCAAGCAGAGGGACUUGUGUCGACCUAACGAAAGGCAUGUUCAUUGCGAUAAGAUCUCCGGCUACGGCGAUAAAUGUGGAAUCGAAAGUUGUAUGGUGAAGAAAAACGAAAUAAUCAAGGAAGCGCUUCUGGACAGACACAACCAGUUGCGAUCGGACAUUGCCCUAGGGAAAUAUCCAGGCUUCGAUACCGCCAAAAAGAUGUCAACACUGAGCUGGGAUGACGAGCUGGCCCUGGUGGCCUCUUACAAUGGCAAGCACUGCGCAUUCGAACAUGAUGAGUGUCGAGCUACCGAUACGUUCAAGAUGGCUGGGCAAAAUCUAGCGAUCCGGUCACAUUCGAGCUUCGGAAGGGGAAUAGAACAGUAUAAAAAUACUAAAGAAGUGGUCGUAAAUAUGACCCAAGCGUGGUUCGACGAAAUUAAGGAUUGUAACAUGGAGUACCUCAGAACUGGCAGUGGUCCGGUGACCGGUGUUGUCGGACAUUUUACCCAGAUCGUAGCAGAUCGCUGCACCAAGGUUGGAUGUGUUCUCGUACGCUGGCGUCACCCUGACGAGGGCAAGAAUGAAGUCAGCUACUACUUGGUGUGUAACUAUUCCUUCGGAAAUUUGCCGCCUUACUACGAAUCGGGCCCAACUGCUUCGGAGUGUAAGAAGGUUAACCCAAGGUAUCCCGGCCUGUGUGAUGAUUGAUAGGAGUAGUCAAUGACUAUCGUUUGUAAAAAAAAGAGAAACAACGAAAGAAGUCUGUUAUGGCUGGUAAUUUCCCCACUUGAAAAAAAAUUGUAUGAAACUAACAUAUGUGUAAAAAUGUCGAAUAAAGACAAAUCUUAUCAUUGCUUAA